Molecule: messenger RNA, 636 nt
Organism: Trichoderma asperellum CBS 433.97
Lineage: Eukaryota; Fungi; Ascomycota; Sordariomycetes; Hypocreales; Hypocreaceae
Biological process (GO): transmembrane transport
Cellular component (GO): membrane
Molecular function (GO): transmembrane transporter activity
Source: RefSeq, a predicted model, not a curated record
AUGGUCAUUUCGAAAUUUCGCCGCAAUCCUUCCUAUUACGGUAUUUUCCUACGGCAAUACGGCACUGUAUACCUCAUGCUCCUCACUGGCUCACAAUUUUUGGUGCAAAUUCAAGGCAAAUCUGCUCUUAUCGCUUCAGUCGAAUAUCUCCCUUUCGCUAUCGCUCCCCUAAUUGUUAUGCCCGUGUUUGGGGUGCUACACAACAAAGUUGAUCCUAAAUGGGUGAUAACGGCAGGCGAAGCAAUUGUCAUUGUGGGUAACGUAUUAUUUUCCAGAAACAGUUUUGAUACCGCGUAUUGGCGGUUUAUGUUCCCUGCCACCAUUCUCAUUUCAGUUGGAACUGCCGCCUUCUUUGUCAACAACAUCAACAUUGCAGUUGCAGGGGCUCCCAAGGCCGAUCAGGGACUGGUUGCCGUCGUGGUUCAAAGCGUAUCUCAGGCAUCAGUUGCGAUAGCCUUUUCCAUUUCUGGGUCGUUCCUGACCGGAAAAACACCUACAGCACUCUUACAAGGAUACAGAAAUGCUUUCUAUUGCGCCUGUGGAUUCCCAGGUGCUGCGUUGCUGAUUACAAUAGCAUUGCUGCGCAAAAGGGACUUGGCUAUACCAGACGGCUCCUCCGAAUCUUCGGGUAAUUAA